This is a messenger RNA of Wasmannia auropunctata (little fire ant), 3232 nucleotides long. RefSeq lists its product as uncharacterized. The transcript has 5 exons. Gene Ontology annotation, biological process: carbohydrate metabolic process. Gene Ontology annotation, molecular function: chitin binding; protein binding; hydrolase activity, acting on carbon-nitrogen (but not peptide) bonds. The record is from RefSeq and is a predicted model, not a curated record. NCBI's taxonomy places the organism in Eukaryota, Metazoa, Arthropoda, Insecta, Hymenoptera, Formicidae. The coding region runs from base 445 to 2043 and encodes 532 amino acids. Gene Ontology annotation, cellular component: extracellular region.
GUGAGCGGUACCUACACCUUCAAGGUCCGCGUCCUUGACGCGUCACUCGUCCUCGCCCCGAUCCGUGUGCCGUUACACGAAGAGGACCCAUUCGCCGUUGCGGGCGUCUCGCGCGGCCGAGUUCUAGCCUAAGAGGGUCUCCCUCCGUGAAGAAUCGGAGCCCUGCGCUUCAGCACUUGACCCCCACUCCCCUCUCCCGCGCGCCCUACCCCGCCCCGGAAGUGGUGAACGGAUACGUUGCCAACGUCGCCACCCCACCCCUGGAUCGGUUCCCUUUCAUCCCUUCCUGAACUGUAAGCGUUUCGAAGCGUUCAGUUGACCGGGAGUGAUUGAGGGGUAAAGAGUUGGGUGACACCCUGGAAGCGGCUCUCGUGGCAAAACGACGACAGCAACGACGUGGUCGAGAAGAGGAAGUUGCAUUCCCCGCCGAGGGUCAGGACGAGCAUGAGGUCCUCGCUGGUGCUGCUCCUGGUAGCAGCUUUCGUCCUUGCCGAGGGCUCGAUCCGAGUUAAGCGGCAAGAGGAGAAGAAGGAAGAGAGCUUCGAGAGCGAGAUCUGUAAGGACAAGGAUGCGGGCGAGUGGUUCAGAUUGGUCGCGGGUGAGGGUGACAAUUGCCGCGACGUCAUCCAGUGCACGAGUUCCGGUCUGCAGGCGAUCAGAUGCCCGGCCGGCUUGUACUUCGACAUCGACAAGCAGACCUGCGACUGGAAGGACUCCGUCAAUAAUUGCAAGCUAAAGAACAAAGAGAGGAAGGCCAAGCCCCUGCUUUACACCGAGGAGCCGCUCUGCCAAGACGGCUAUCUCGCGUGCGGUGACGGAUCUUGUAUCGAGAGGGGUCUCUUCUGUAACGGAGAGAAGGACUGCACUGACGGCUCCGACGAAAACAUUUGCGACAUGGACAACGAUCCCAAUAGAGCUCCACCAUGCGAUCCCGCCGUGUGUAUCCUGCCCGACUGCUUCUGCUCGGAGGACGGUACCACGAUACCCGGCGACCUCCCGUCCAAGGACGUUCCCCAGAUGGUCACGAUCACCUUCGACGACGCCAUCAACAACAACAACAUCGGCCUCUACAAAGAAAUCUUUAACAGCAAACGCAAGAAUCCGAACGGCUGUGACAUAAAGGCCACCUUCUUCGUGUCGCACAAGUACACCAACUACUCCGCGGUCCAGGAGAUGCACAGGAAGGGCCACGAGAUCGCCGUCCAUUCAAUCUCGCACAACGACGACGAGCGCUUCUGGUCGGACGCGACCGUCGACGACUGGGCCAAGGAGAUGGCCGGCAUGAGGAUCAUCGCCGAGAAGUUCGCGAAUCUGACGGACAACAGCGUGGUCGGCGUGAGGGCGCCGUAUCUACGGGUCGGCGGUAACAAUCAGUUCACCAUGAUGGAGGAGCAGGCCUUCCUGUACGAUUCCACCAUCACCGCGGCCUUGAACAACCCCCCGCUGUGGCCGUACACCAUGUACUUCAGGAUGCCGCAUCGCUGCCACGGAAAUCUUCAGCACUGCCCCACCAGGUCACACGCCGUAUGGGAGAUGGUGAUGAACGAGCUGGAUCGGCGCGAGGAUCCGCAAAACGACGAGUAUCUGCCCGGCUGCGCCAUGGUGGACUCGUGCAGCAACAUCUUGACCGGCGAUCAGUUCUACAACUUCCUCAAUCACAACUUCGACCGUCACUACGAGCAGAAUCGCUCGCCCCUCGGCCUCUACUUCCACGCCGCCUGGCUGAAGAACAAUCCCGAGUUCUUGGACGCCUUCUUGUACUGGAUCGACGAGAUCCUGCAGAGCCACAAUGACGUGUACUUCGUGACGAUGACCCAGGUGAUCCAGUGGAUCCAGAACCCGCGCACUAUCACCGAGUCGAAGACCUUCGAGCCCUGGCGGGAGAAGUGCUCGGUGGAGGGACCGCCGGCGUGCUGGGUGCCCCACACCUGCAAACUGACCUCGAAGGAGGUGCCCGGCGAGACCAUCAACCUCCAGAGUUGCGUGCGCUGUCCCAACAACUACCCUUGGGUGAACGACCCGACCGGUGACGGCUUCUUCUAAACUGCCGAGCGCGAUUCUCCUUCUCGUCUAAGUCAAAUUUCUCCUUCUCUUUUCUCCUCAGUCCUGCCGAAAUCCUUUCCUCCCCGUAUCUCAACCUGACGUCGGUCGAAAGGCGCGUCGCGAGUCCAACCACGGCGCCGGAAGUCGCCGAUCAAACGCGCCGCGCCAAGCGUCCUCGAGACUUUCGAGAGCAAGGCGUGGCGAUUACGGCGACGAAACACAUGGAAGAAACGAGGAGAAAGAUCAUCGUCAUUCCGUUAGACUCCGGUUUUAUAGUUGCCAAUAUUUUUUCGCUGCUUUUUAUCGUUGAGAACGACGUAUCUGUGAUGAUUAUAGUUUGGUUCAGUUGGAAUAACACGGAGUCUAAUGGACUGAAGGUGAGUGGAGUAUAAAAUGAAGCUCUCUACCCGCUUCGCAUUCACAGAUGUCCCCUUCAGCAAUGGCGUUCAGCUUCGUCUUCAGUCUUAUACCCGAAAUUCGCACUCCACGUUAUAAAAGGAAAAUCGCUACUGUAUUUCUUCUUUCGCGCGUGCCUCGUUAUCAGCUGGCGAUUAAACCUAACGUUUCAUCACUGCGCCAGCAGUUGUGUGAUAGACUCCCGAAGGCGACGACCUCGAGGUCCUCGAGGCGGCGACGACAUUGACCGAUCACGUUGAACGACGACGCUGACGAUGACGAUGACGAUGAUGACGAGAGCCGCGCGCGCGUUCCACUCGAAAAAACGGCAGAAGCAAAGGCAAAAUGUCGCGCCCCACCCGCGUCCCACGAGGAGAAAUCGCGGAUCCUUCGAUGGAGGCGGCUUGAUGAUCCGCGAGUGGGAUAUUCCGUAUGUAAUAUAACCGUUGUCUCCCCUCCCCCUUCACCCCUCGCAUCCUCCCGAUACCCCUCGAAAGCCACGACCGAUAUCGAUCUAUCGGCGAAAACACGCGCUUUCUUCCCGUCAAACUUCCUCUCCCGCCCACAGAAAUAAUCCUCGAAAAUCGCCAAAUCGAUUGCUCCCCCGAUUCGAGGUGUGCCCUUAUUUUUUUUAAGGGUGUACCGAAUAUAAAUAUAUAUAUAAAUUUAUAAAUAUAUAUGUAUGAAAAUUAAAUAUUGCGUAUGUAUAUUUGUAAAACUCUAAGUGAUACUACCAACGUAGCGUUCUCGACGAACCUUUGAAUAAAAGAUUCUGAGAAAUCACACAUGAAGA